AUGUCCUCCGCUCCAGAUAUCGACCCGUAUGCGGUGUUGGGGGUGCCGAAACAUGCGCUUCUGCCUGAUAUCAAAUCCGCCCAUCGCAAGCUGGUGCUGAAAUGGCACCCCGACAAAAUCAAGGAUGAGUCACUACGCAGCAAGGCUCAGGAUGAGUUCCAGAAGGUGCAGCAGGCCUACGAGCUUCUUUCGGAUGACACCAGGAGAGCCAAGUACGAUGCGAAGGUGCGUUUGGCGGAGCUCCAGCGUGAAGCGAAGGCGAGGGGGGUCAACAUCACCACAUCAUCGCCCUACUCCGCCACCCGAGCAAGCGGCUCCGGCCAGCCCCGUGAGUAUCGCAAUGGCCGGAUAUACGAGGAGAGGACACCCGCCGAUACCUCCUACUUCGAUGACGAUGUUCAGUUCUCCGAGGGGUCGAGGUCAACGUCCCGCAAGCACGAUGACUUCAAAAAGCGAUACAGCAAGACGGAGGAGAAGAAGAAGAAAUCCAAGGCUGAUCCGAUCAGUGCGGCAGCUCGGGCGGCAGCUCAUGCGGCAAAGGAAUCGCGCGAGAGUCGCGACACUGCGAGAACGGCCCACACCGAUCGCGACAAGUUCCGUACCAGGGAACGAAAGCGGGAAGUCUUUGAGAAAAACGCACAGUCCUACUACGUCAAGGUCAAGCGGCCCUCGACUGAAAAGCGAAGCCGGGAGUCGUCUUCCCGCAAGGCCAAGCCAGAGUCAUCUCGCCGACGAGACCCUCCCCGCUACGAAGAGGAAUAUUCCGACGAGAAGCAUGUCAAGCUACAUAUGGACGCCAAGGAUUAUAUCCAGCGCUCCAAAGGGAGUGCGCCCAUAAAGGAGGUCGAUGGUCGGAAGCAAACGUCCCGUUCGCCCCCUCGCAACUAUGGCUACGAGUCAGCCGAUCCGGAGUCUUCCUCUUCACGGCACUCAGGUCGGACGAAACGGCCGAGCAAGGAGAGCGUGCGGACUUCCAGUUCCCGCAAUGGUUCGUAUGAGACGCUGGAGACUCAGCCGCGAUCCUACGAAGGCAAAGUACCGAGCAUGCCGACCGCGGCCACAUCACCCACAGUCAAGGUCUCUCCGUCCCUGCGUCCCUCUCUUCAGCCGUCCCGGUCUACAAGCGCCUCACAUCCUCAUGUCCGUUCCAAGGGCGGCUUUAGCCGCUCGGAACUUGCAGGCAUGGUCCAUGAGGCCACCUCGCGGACAGCAAAAUUGAGAUCGGAUAAAUUAUACGACUCCGGGUACUCGAGUCCGGGCACACCAGAGAUGGUCCCCGGGGAGAGUUCGCCCAAGACGACUCGGUACAAAGUGACAGAAGAUCCUGACGCGUUCCCGCCAGAUACCAGCAUCCCGCCACCACAGACGUCCCCGAGACAUGCGUACUCCCCGUCACGCCCCGAUCGCCCUGUGUCAGGGCGUCCGAUGCAGAAACCGCCUACGAGAAGUAACACUUACACCUACCCUGCGGAGCAUUCGCUCCGUUAUGAGGCAGUUCCUCGUCCAAGCGUCUCAAGACAGUCUUCCAGUCGACCUCCUCUCUAUGCUGAAUCCCGCCCGAAGGAGAAAGAUUACAACAAGUACGCACGCGAGAUUGGACCAGAUCAUGUCUCAACCCCCCGGGAUAGCUACAUGCGGAAACCUCACUACGACAGUAGUUAUGACAUCCCACACCUAAGCCGGCGGCCAUCUGCUUAUGCUUAAUGAUAAACGAAGACGACAGCAAAUGACAAGGGCCCGUCCCACGAUUCAACGCACGCUCACGAUUUUUGAUAAGCUUUAUUGAUAAAUUCAGUGAAGCACGCGCAUUUCUUUCUUCACUGGCACUCACCACAACCAUCUUCUCUCAUCAUUCCCGAGUCGCCGCAUCCAUUGACGUCUUCCAAGACUGCGUUCGACGCCAAUGGGUGCCCCUCAUCCCCUCCUCUCAGGAUAACAUUUAUCACCAUUGCCAUUAUCAUACAAUAUCUUCUUCGUCAUUGAGUGCCAUAAUUUGACCAUUCUCUCUCUCCUCUUUACUGUUUUCCUCUUUUCUCAUCUAUCCCCAUAUUACUGUUUUUAUUACCACAUUUCUUUUUUUUUUUUACUUUUACUUAACUGUCAUUAUGUCGGCGCAUGAACCGGUUUGAACCUGAUGCAUUUUCAAUUUGAUUCCUUUUUUUUUUUCUUUUUUCAUGCUGGGUC
Aspergillus heteromorphus CBS 117.55 is the source of this 2184-nucleotide messenger RNA. Its product is annotated as DnaJ-domain-containing protein. Gene Ontology annotation, cellular component: cytoplasm. The transcript is spliced from 2 exons. Bases 1 to 1704 code for a protein of 567 amino acids. Lineage: Eukaryota; Fungi; Ascomycota; Eurotiomycetes; Eurotiales; Aspergillaceae. Gene Ontology annotation, biological process: protein refolding. The record is from RefSeq and is a predicted model, not a curated record.